AUGGCAGCUCAGGCUGGCGGAAACGGCGGAGACGGUGGAGCGGGAGGCUUAGGGGGAGGCGGAGGCGGAGGCGGAGAUGGAAGCGGAGGCGGAAGCUUAGGCGGUCGUCCCGUGGGGGAUGAUUAUGUUCUGGAGAAGCAGAUAGGUUCGGGGUCGUUUUCCGUGGUGUGGAGGGGUAGGAGGCGGUCGACGGGCGACGCGGUGGCGAUUAAGGAAAUUCCGACGGAGAAAUUAAGUGCCAAGCUGCACGAGAGUCUCGAGUCGGAGAUUGCGAUUCUGAAACGCGCAAGGCAUCCCAAUAUCGUUCAUCUAUUGAACAUAGUUAAGACCUCGUCGCGUAUGUUCCUUGUCCUGGAGUACUGCGCGGGUGGUGACCUCUCGCACCACAUCAGGCGGGGCGGGGCGGUGAAAGAGGCGGCAGCCCGGCACUUCAUGAGGCAGCUGGGAGCGGGACUGCAGGUGCUGCGAGCCAACAACCUUAUUCACCGGGAUUUGAAGCCCCAGAACCUCCUGCUAUCUGAGCGCACCUCUGCUGCAGUGCUCAAGAUUGCAGACUUCGGAUUCGCCAGGUCGCUGCAGCCACAGGGCCUGGCGGAGACGCUGUGUGGAUCUCCCCUGUACAUGGCGCCAGAGAUCCUGCAGUGCCAGCGAUACGACGCCAAGGCGGACUUGUGGAGUGUGGGCGCCAUUCUCUUUGAGCUUGUCGUGGGGCGACCACCUUUUGGCGGUCAGAAUCACGUGCAUCUGCUGCAAAACAUCAAGAGAAGCGAGGCACGUGUACCGCGCGACAUUGCUGCAACUCUUUCGGACGACUGUCUUGGUCUCAUCCGCUCUCUGCUCAAGCGGAACCCCGUGGAGCGGCUGUCAUUUGAACAGUUCUUCAAUCAUCCCUUCCUUGGCUUAGCAAGUUCCCCUCAGUCUAUCUGGCAACCACCAGCCUCCUUCACCAACCCAGCUGCUCAGACCGAACCACCGCCACUCCGUACCGAACCUCCGCCACUUCGUACCGAGCCUCCACCGUUCCCUGCCGAACCUCCAUCAUCCUCCGCCGAACCUCCGGCUCCGCCACAGAGUUCCAGGCCUCCCCCAGCUGUUUCUGCCCCUACAACCCCUGCCACCACCCCUUCGGCUCCUGCUGCUUCUCCUGGUGCAGGGGGGGUUGCGCCUGCUCCUCCAACCUCCCCCUCCUUUACUCCCCUACCUCAUACCCCCCUGCCUCCCCCCUCCCUUACUACCCCUGCCCCUGUUCCCCCGUUUCCCCCUCCCCUUAACCCCCCUGCCCUGCCUGCCCCCUGCGCUACCCCUCUGUCCGCCCCGCCUUCGCCCCCAUAUCGCUCCGCUUCCCCACACCUUCCCCCUGGGCCCUCGUUUCCUGCUGAUUCUAACCCUGUUUCAGCUGCCACUGUAAAUAGUGACAUGUCUGGUGCUGUUAGGGGGGAUUCUUAUAAGGAGGAUAGUGAUCCCUGGGGUGUGGUUGCUGUAGGUGGUGGCAGCGGAGGAGGCGGAGGAGGGAGUGGGCGAGGAGGAGGCGGCGGAGGGAGUGGGAGAGGGGAAGGGAGUGAGGGCAGGGCAGGGGGAGAGGGAGAGGGUGAGAUAGGCAGAGGGGAAGAGAGAGGAGGAAGGGAUGGUUUCAUUGCUGCACCUGCAGCAGAAGCAGCAGCAGCAACUGCAGCAGCAGCAAGUUCAGCAGCUGCAGCAGUGGCAGCAGGGGGACCAACACUACCAACAGCAGCAGCAGCAGCGGCAGAAGCAGCAACAGCAGCAGGAGAAGCAUCACCAGCAGAAGCAGCACAGAGUGCGGCACCAAUUUGGGUCCCUGCUUUCCCACCACCUGCCGUUGUCUCUUCUCCUGCCCGACCCGCUCUUUUGCCUGCUCGUGCUGUCACUGCAUAUGAGGUUCGUCCUCUGUCCAGCCAGCAUGCCAAGUUCCAGCAACAACAGGGACAGCAGCAGCAGCGUCAGAAUCACUCAGCCCUUGUGUCGAAACCAGAGAGGGGAGUAGAGGCAGCAGCAGCAGCAGGAGCAGGAGCAGGAGCAGGAGCAGGAGCAGGAGCAGGAGCAGGAGCAGGAGCAGCAGCAGAGGCUGUACUACCCCCAGCAGCAGAGACAACUGUGCAAGCCACACUGGCCGGACCAUCGCUGGCAGCAACGGUACCGCUCUCAGUGGCAGUGGCGCCGUCCCCAGCACCACCGUUGGUGCCUGCACCGCUGCUCCCUGCAGGGGAUGAAAGAGGAGGCACGGACUCGUUCGAGAUGCUUGAAGGGGACUACGUCGUCGUGGACCACCCAUCCGAACCCUCUCUGUCCGCCGACCAAUCAGCCUCUGCCAACCCAUCUCUCAGCCAGUCGAGCCAACAUCAACAAGUGAAGGCAGCAGGCUCUGCCUCGGCAUUCCCUGCUGCUGCAGCAGCUGCACUGUCAGCUGUUGUAGGGGCAGUGGGGGCUGCAGCUGCUGCUGCUGCUGCUACAGCUGGUUCCUCGGCCCACCCGAUUGCUUCAGCCCGGGUUCCCACAGCUGGUGCUACUGCUUAUGCUGUUACAACUCCUGCUGCUGCAGCUGCUACAUCUGGUACAGGUGCUGCUGCUGCUACAGCCGUUGCUACAGCCUCUGGUGCUGUUGCCGGCAGCCCGUUAAUUCCACCCGUAGAAUCCCCACCGUUAUUCCCCCUGCCUCCUAACCACCUCCUCCCUACGUCUGCAGCUCCUGUAAAUAAUCCUGCACGUGUACAGUCACUCUCAGUAGAGUCACACCAUGUACAGUCACAUUCGUUACAGUCACAACCUGUACAGCCACAUUCGUUACAGACACCAUCUGUACAGUCACAAGUGGUAGUAUCAGCAGCACCUGCGCCUCUAGUGCAAGUGAGUGGUUUCUGUCCCAAGGUCUGUACAGGAGGGUACACCAAGGCAGCAGACACACCACCAGUUACUGGAACCACUGCUCCACCGUUUUCCACCCUGCUGUCUUCCACCCCACCGUUUUCAAACACUACCGUUACCACUAACAACUCUUCAGCAGCCGCCGCACCAUCCGCCUCUGCACCAUCCCCCACCACCGCACCAUCUCCCAGUUUACCCCCCCCCACUGCACCAGCACCAUCCCACGCUCGUUCCGGCUUGGCUCUGGCUGUUAGCCUCGGCACGCCCCGCACAGGUUCUCUGGCCAGACCUGCACCUGGUAGCCUCGGCAGCGAUGUGGGUGCAGGUGUGGGUGUGAGUGUGAGUGCUGCAUCAUCAUUGAGUGCAGCAGUUUUGCCUGCUGGAGGGGAGCCGGACAGAGGCGGACUGAUGCAGAAUGAACAGCAGAAAGGACAGACACAGCAGCAGAUGCAGAUUCAACAGCAGGAGCAGCAGGUGUUUCAGCAGCAUCCUCAGGAGCGGAUUGCCUUCCUCAGACAAAGCGGGCGUUACAUUGCAGAAAUUGCUGCUAGCAAGCUGGAAGCAGCAGCACCGCUCGCCUCGCUCUCCCUCCACCUCGUUGCACUCGCGGUGGGGUGGGGAAAGAG
Messenger RNA from Closterium sp. Naga37s-1, 3506 nucleotides. Lineage: Eukaryota; Viridiplantae; Streptophyta; Zygnematophyceae; Desmidiales; Closteriaceae. The record is from the annotation of a GenBank genome assembly.